Messenger RNA from Anastrepha obliqua, 266 nucleotides. RefSeq names its product kunitz-type serine protease inhibitor 2. The transcript is spliced from 2 exons. The record is from RefSeq and is a predicted model, not a curated record. Lineage: Eukaryota; Metazoa; Arthropoda; Insecta; Diptera; Tephritidae. Gene Ontology annotation, molecular function: serine-type endopeptidase inhibitor activity. The coding region runs from base 62 to 250 and encodes 62 amino acids.
GAUUAGUCUACGUGUAAUUCUUGGCGUUUUUUUGCUAAAUGUCCUAGUAAAUAUUUUUGUAAUGAGCGCGCAAUCGACAAAUGUUUGCAAUCUACCCUCUGAGACUGGCCAUUGUCGUGCUGCGAAGAGGCGCUACCACUUUGACGCCGAUUCAAAUAGGUGCAGGAUCUUUAUUUAUGGAGGCUGUGGCGGAAAUGGCAAUAAUUUCCGAAGAAGGGAGGACUGUGAAGCUGCGUGUUUAAAAAGCUGAGCACCAUUUUGUUUUU